CUUUUGUCUACAGACUGAUUUUUGUGCUCCCCGUAAGGCAAGAAUGUCAGUUAGAACUGAUAAAUGAAGAAGCUGUCAUGACGAACCAUGACCUCCCGCAUACUGCCGAUUGCCAAAUAUGGUUUCCGAUUCAAAAUAGCGGACAUGGUCUAGUUAUAGAACUCACGCGUCUCAACGUGCCUUGCUCUAGGGGUUUUGUUCAUUUUUCUGGUUUGAACAUGACCCAACAUCCCUACAUCGAGAAUACAUUAGUUCAUUUAAAGAGCCACAAGCAGACCCAACUAUGCGGCAAACUAGAGGAACUGCCUGAAGCCGAUCGUUAUAUAUAUUUUCCAGCAUCGACGAUGGUAUCCUCAUCAUCCUGGGAUCAAACUAGACCCGCCAUGCACGUGCAUGGUAGCCCGGUCUUUUCCAUCUACUAUCACUUAGUGGAUUAUUGUUAUAACGUUACCUUUCUAACCAGAAACGGUUCGUUUGAGUUGAAGCCACAAGUGGAGUUGCAAUGUACUUUUAGAAUACAUCUACCGUAUGGUAACAGAGUGGCUUUGAAGUUGUGGAUUGGGGAUAGUGAAGGCACAGAAUCCCUCGAGACCAGUCUCGACUUUCAGGACUUUAAGAACGACCAGGAGCAGUGCGAAGGUCUACUGAUUCAACUCCAAGACGGCGCGUCGUUUUGGGCGCACUGUACGAAACCGGGGGACGUCCAGAGGCAGAUAGAGAUCGUCUCCAAGGAAAACAAAUUGGUCUUGAAAGUUAGAAUAAGGACAGCAUCCAAGGAAGACGCUCUGGGACUUCGGAUGGUCUACCACGCCAAUCCGAUGGAGAGCAUAGUAGGAAUGUGCGAUUUCGGAUGGGUGAUACUCCAACAAUUUUGCGUGGGCGUCUUGGAGGGCGUGAAAUUACCGUGGGCGCAAGCUGAGAUGGAAUGCCACCGCCAAGGAGGGCAUUUGGUCAGCAUCAGAAGCGACAGGGACCAUCACAUCAUCGACAAUCUACUUAUUAACAGCCCUGGCUAUCGUGACCACAAUGCUUACUGGAUCGGGGCCUCGGAUAAGACACACGAAGGAGACUUCAAAUGGUCCGACGAAUUCCCAUUUUCUUAUACAAAUUGGUUUCCAGGAUGGGCGCAGCACAACUACUACAAUAAACAGCCGAACGAUGAUGGUCUCAGCGAUCAGGAUUGCGUCGAAAUUAGAAGAUUCUAUCCUCUUCCCGCUUCUAAUGCUCGACUGGCUAGCACGUUCAUGUGGAAUGACAGAGACUGUUCGACACCCAAUUACUUUAUUUGCGAACGAUUGCAAAUUGACGAACGAGUGGACGAUCGUUGGUUGCCGAAUUGUAAUAGAACAAUUAUACUAUCCAGGGAUCAACCAAGAGCUUCAGUUUCCAGUCCGGGCUUUCCGCGCCAAUAUCCAGAUAACGCAAAUUGUGAUAUAGAUAUAGCAGCGUCUCCUGGAUAUAAGAUUAUUUUAGAUUUCGAAGAAUUAGUGCUAGAAAACGAACCAUCAUGCAGUUACGACUACCUCCAAAUCCUGGAAAUGCCCUGGAACGAAUCCGCCUCGCCUCCAACGCCGGAUCCAGCGCAAAGUCAACGACUGUGCGGCGAUUGGAGCUCCAAACUGAAACUGUUGCGAUACGUCAGUCGCUCCUCCAAGCUCAAAUUAAGAUUCAACUCUGAUUAUUCGCACCAUUUCGGUGGAUUUAAAAUCCGCGUCUCCAUCGAAAACGCCUUCCAAUGUGCCGACGAUCGUUUUUUCAUGUUCAACAAUUCGUGCUAUCUCAUCGUCAGUUAUCCGGAGGUAACGUGGAAUACUUCGCAACAGAUUUGUCAAGGGAUGAAAUCCAAUCUGGCAUCGGUAUUGAGCAUUGAUGAAGAGAGAUUCGUUACGACCAGCAUUCGAAAGGCGCCUGAAUAUCGGACCAGCGCGAUUUAUUGGUUAGGAGCUACAGCUACACGUUCCAACAACUUCUCGUGGAUAGACGGUUCGCCGAUGGCGUAUCAAUCAUGGAUUCCCGGUUUAGCUCCCACAGACAAUGACGUUCUCAAACAUGUCGAGGAAAUAACUUGUUUGAGCUUGCAAUGGACGCCGACGCCGGAGUUAAACUUACAGAGCGGUCUGUAUUGGAAGGUUCAUCGAUGCGAAGCCGUAGGCGGCUACGUCUGCAAAAAACAACACCAAAUGAUGAACCUCGGAGUCAACUACAACCAAACGAUCAACGGUACCGAAGGCUCGCUAACAUCCCCAAACUACCCCAAUAAUUACUACCACAACUUGGACUACUUCAUACGGAUCACGGGUCCAGAAAAAACCAGAAUCAUCGUUAAAUUCAUCAACAUUCACAUCGAAUCCCAGUUGGAAUGCCUCUACGAUUACAUCCAAUUAAAAUCGGUCUAUAAAAAUGGCAACGUCGCUUUGAACGAUAUGAUAAUGCUGUGUGGGAAUCACGAAAGGGAUAUGGACAGGUUUAAUUUCGUUUCAGAAACUAACGAAGUGGAAAUAAAAUUCCAUUCUGAUUACUCGAUAUCUGAUAAAGGAUUUUCUUUAAUUUGGUAUGCUGUGGAUGUAUCAGCGUGUCCAAUGCAGACCCUAACGGCUAAAGAAGGCAUUUUGAUUACUCCUAAUUAUCCAGAAUUCUUAUUAGCCCAUCUAGAUUGCACUAUAACUAUUCUAGCACCGAGUGGUAAGAGGAUUUGGUUGGAAUUUUUUCCCGAAGAAGGUAGUUUGGUGGAUAUCCAGAGCCAAUCUGAAGAUUUUUUUGUUGAAAUUAAGCUAGGCAAACGAGCUGCUGUACAUAAAACUUUUGAGACUGAAAAUUUGUUAACAGAAGGCAGCUACGUGUCAGUCGAUGAGAAAAUGAAGCUGCAAAUACAUACAGGUGAUCACCCUUUGGGUCCAGGCUUUAGAGCAGCCUACAGAAUAACCAGCGUUGUUAAAGAAGAUAAAAUUAUAACUCUAGGAAACCACACAUCAGGAUUAUUGCUCCAUCUAAAUUACCCAGAUCAACCACCUUCAAACGUUGAUUUCCUACAAUACUUCAUCGCCCCAUUGGGUAACAACAUUCUCCUGGAGCUGUACAACAUGAAGAUAGCCGAUAUCGACUGCUCAGAUCAAUCCAGCUUCAUAGAAAUAUCAGACAGUUAUUCGGAUAUCAACGGAACCACUUGGAAAUUGUGUUUCGAUAGAGAUGCGCAGGAUUCCCUAGCACCUUCAGCUCCGAUAUAUAUUUCUUCGUAUUUGAACAGUUUGCAUGUGAGACAGUUGCAUGGAGUCGAUGGGAUACUUUUCAAUGGGACGCUUAAAGUUCAAUUCGACGCGAACUAUAGGGUCAAGUUGAAGAAUUACAAGGAUAAGAAGGUUGAGUCGUGCUUGCCGAAUCCGUGUCAAAAUGGUGGGAAAUGUAUUGUUAGGAAUUCGACAAAGUACUGUCAGUGUGUCGGAUAUUAUACAGGUCUUUUCUGCGCUCUAACGAAAUGCGAAUUAGAACCGUGCGCUUUUGGAACUUGCGAACUAACGGAAUCGAGUUACAAAUGCCAUUGCAAAGCGGGAUACGUCGGUGUCAUGUGCGAUCAGAAACGUAAGCCUUGCGAGGGCAAUCCGUGCGAGAGCAGAGGAAUUUGCAUCGAAAAGGGGGAUAAUUUUCAAUGCCAGUGUCACGCGUGGUGGGAAGGACAAAGGUGUGAAAAGAGGAUGCUACAUAUCCCUUACAAACCUCUGAGUGAAAGGAUGCUCCACGAACCAUUCUGGUUGGGUUUGAUGACGGUUUUCGUAGUGAUGGGAGUGAUUGGCUUAGUUUGGUGCGCAAAAAGGCAUUUUCCUGAAAAAAUUGAAAAGCUUCUCGCAGAGGAAGACAGCAGGAACAGAACAGUAUCAGCGCUGCGCAGUUCAUCAGUCCGGGAACAGCUGGCCGCAGCUUCGGCGGCAGGAGCGGCGACCACACCGAGCCAGGCAUCAGGACCGUCUUCGCGCUCGAUUUUCGGCCGACUGGGUAUUCGAAAGCCGUCAAUUCUGAGCCUGACCAGCCCACACGCGAGCGCCAGCGGCUACGAGGUCGCCACCGGCCGCACUUUUAGUUUGGACGAUUUAUUAAAACCCCCGAGACGAACACCUUCGCCCAAAAAGAAACGAAACAACUCCACGCCAACGAAAAAGACCAUCGCCGACAAAAGGCAAAUACUCCAACAGCUAGUAUCCCCCAAACCAAACUCCAAAAAAGUUAGUUUGGGCGAACUGAUCCAACUCAGCGAAUUAAAACCAGACGACGAAACUAAAUCGAAUCAAACCACUUCCAAAACCAAUUUUAUCGAAAACGCAGCCCAAACGGCUUUGAUAGAUCCGAAGCUGGAGAAAAAAGUAACGUUCGCUAGACUGUUAAACAAAGUGUCCGCGGAGAUGAGCAGCGGUAGCGAAGUGGAACUUGGAAUCAUGCAAACCAACAGGUUAGGUUGUAUGUUCGCCAGGCCCGCCAGCACCCCACCUUCACCGAGCGUGGACACCAGAUCUCCAAACAGCAUGUCUAGCAAUCAAGGUAGUGAUUCGUUCACUAGCUCUGAUCUAGCUAUUCCCAGUGCUUUGAGUACAAGUAUUUCAGAUUUGCUGAUCAACAGGAGACACAACAGACUACCCAACGGCCGACAGAAACCUGCUAGCGCCGAAUCCAUACUAGCGAUGUUCAGGAAUUUCUCUUCGACUUCUUCAGCUGCCUACUGCCCGUCUUCGCUGAGGAUCACGCCGUCUACAACUCCGACUGCUUCGAGCCCUCAAGACGAUAUGGUAGGGGACGAUGAUUCAUCGACUUCUUCGAUUCAUACACCCGUAUCGUUCUCUAGCAGUAUCUUAGAGAGCCCGAUUAUGCAGCAGCAGAGCACCAUAGAGGUGCCGGUGCUUGAUGCUAUGAACGCACAUAAAUCAUACGCAGGUGGUAGCAAUUUGCUGCAUCCGCCGACUAUUUUGCUGGAAAUACCGAGCACAAUCAAUAAGUGCCUUUCGCCUAUUAGAGAAAUGCCUACGCCUCUUCCUUCUCCCAUGCCUUCGCCCGCUUUGACGCCUAUGUUUAGUAGGCGUAGUAAUCCGUCUUCUUCUAUGGAUGAUGCUGAGCUGAGUGACGAUCGGAUAUCGGUGGAGAUUCCUAAUAUUUCUACUAGUACCGAUAUAGAUGACGAAGAGAUUCACUGUUCUGAUAUAGCUAUUGACUUACAGGCUGAGGACGGGCUUAUACUGGAGGAAGCUGCAGCUUUACAGCAUUCUUUGUAUAGAUCUAAGACUCGACCUCCACCUAUCGGCCAAUCUCAAGAACGAAGCAAACCCGCCAUCACUAUCACCAUCGACCCCCCGCCUCUCGUCAUUCCAACCUUAAUAGUACAAACUCCUUCACCGACAUUCCCCAAAGCCUCCUGUCACAAUUUCCCGGGCUCUCCACCGCCUCACAGAGCCUCCAUACCAAACACCUCCUAUUUCCAAUUCCCUUCACCGAAACAAUCGCGAAAAAUGCUCAAAGACUUCGAUAAACCGACAUCUUUAGAUCUACCGUGCACUCCUCCAAUGAUAACCAUCACUUGCAAUAUGAGCGAGAUUGAAUCUGAUGCAGAAUCAAUAUCGCCAGCGAUAAAAUCUUCGGGAGGGUUGCAGAGCAAUACGUCUGGAAUGACUUAUUUGAGCCCGUUUUCGAUAACUUCGCAAGGAGAGCAUACUGCAUCAGAAAGUAAUUUAAGCAGCUCUGGUUAUAGUUCGAUGGCAAGUCCAGGACCGUCGCGUUGUAGUUCAAACAACCCGUUAUGUCCUUCUGAAAUGGACGAUCAAGGACCAGGUGGUUUUCACAGAAGACAAUCGUUGACUCCUGUGUUAAAACCGAAUGCUAGUAAUGCUGGUAGCAUACAGCAAGGCAGAAACGAGCAACGUCGCGGUAGAUCCGAUUCAGAAACGCUGUCAGAUGAUCCUCUGGUCGAAUCAAAUGACGAAGGCAUCGGUACUGAUCACAUAGACGAAAAAAUUGAUGAAGGGGAGUUGAAAAGCGCUAAAGAACUGGAAGUUUUUAUGGUAAACGAAGGGGAUUUUUGUAAAUUGGUUGAUAUACCAAUAACCCCACCGGUUGCUGCACAUUCCUUUACUCUAGAGGAAACCGUUGAUCGAUUACUACCACCGGUGUCGUCUUGUAGCAAAAAUUCGCUACAACUGCCUUCGAUUAUAGUACAAUGCGAAUCACCUGGCUGCGAAAAACAUCUCAGUCCAAUGAGUUCCAGGAGUGAAAGUCCUUUGAGCGACCGUACUCUCGGAUUGGGCAGGUUCUCCCCGCAGUUUUACGGAAAGCAUAAAGAUUUACUUCCUUUUACUGAUUCGGAUGGUUUAUACGAUUUUCCUAGUUCAGAUAAAGUUAACAUAACUUCUUGUACGCACCAUAAGAAGCCAGGGAGGAAAAGAGAAAAGAAACUUUUACGUAAUUGCAAAACUCCUAGUCCUACUAAAAAUACGCAUCCUUCUCUAUUUAGUUACUUAGAUAUACCGAAUAAGGAUAUGUAUAAAAUGCCGCCUCCUAGAAAAUUAAGUCCUAAACGUAGAAUAAACCGCUCUCAAGUAGUUAGUUCUUCUUCGAGUUCCGAUAGCAUCACUUCGACGACCAAGGAAGUGAGGUUGUCUUCGUCUAGUCCCAGUCCGGACACCAUCAGGUGGUCAUCGCCGGUGGCGUGGUUGGGUGAGAAGUAUACCAAGUCCGGAAAGCAAUUGUAUCAGGAAAUACAAUCUACCGAAUCUUUUCCUUUGGCCCAGUCGCCGGAUUUUUCCAAAGUUCCAUACGGCAGCCAUCAAAAGUUCAGUCGAUUGCGAGCAAUCAGUCAUCAAAUAAGGUUUUUAAGAAGACUGGAACAGAGUUUGAAGAAACGCGAACGAACCGUAAGCCCUUCAGAUAGCUUCGAUAGCGAAGACGAUUCCCCCAGAGCUACGUCUCCUCUUCUGCAACCCGUAAAAAGUGCGAAACCUGAAAUACGUAAAAGCAGCAGCAUCGGAAAAUUACAAGGCGUGACUAGCGAGAAAAGAAGAGGAAAAUACAACAAAUCUGAUCUGUCUGUACCUACAGAACAGGCAUCAAUGAAAAUAGUUCUAACAGAAUGAAGUAGCCAGAAGGGUGGUCUAAUAUUUAAUACCAAAUGAAGAUAUUGCGGGGAAAAAAUGUAUUAAAACAACAGGAAACGUUUCAUUAUUUCGUUCCUUUUUAAAACUGAUGCUUAAAUAAAUUUUAAGAUCAAAUAUUUUAGAUAUAUAAAAAUUUUUAUUAUUUUCUGUUAACUUUUGGACAACCUGUAGCUUUGGUAACAAAUUCAUAAUGUAAAAUAAGAAGGUACAAAUAAUAUAUUUUCUUAAAACCCCCAUAGUAUGUAAUAUUACGAAAAGCGGAGAUCAUUGAGUCAUUCUCAAGUCAUCAUAGAAAAAUUCAAAGUCAACUUUGACAAAGUCUACAGUCGUCUUGGCAUCAAAUUUGUUCUAAAAGGUGGGAUACCACAUCAUUUAGGCCUUACUAUGACCAUCAUGCAUACAGAAGCUGUAUAUCAGCUCGCCAAUGUCCUGAAAGAAAAUAGCAUCCUUCAGAAGUGUUAAAAUUUUAAAUGACUUUAAGUGCGCUUUUAUUACUAUAAAAUGACACAUACAUUUGCAAUACUUUAUUGAACGUUUUCCUUUGGGUGGUUUAAUUGUGCUUCUUUUUGUUCGUUGUAUUGUUCUUUGGUUGUGUUUUGAGGUGACACUUCAGGAGAUUCUCGCAUUUUUCGUUAUUUCUUCGAUAUUUAUUUUGCUUCUUCGUACUAUCCGAACUGUUUCUUUAUUGACUAUUUCUUCUUCUGAGUCUGUUUCGAUAUGCUGUUGUUGUUUUUGCAUACCUAACAUCAUUUCCAUUUGUUGUAUUCUUAAUUGCAUUUCCUGCAAUUCUUUAGUCAACCACUGAAUAGCUGAUUCUUUCUUUGAGAGUAUAUCUCUAUAUUUUUGCGUCAUCGCAAACUGUUUUUGCCAUUCUAGUUUGAUUCUUCUGUAUCAUGGUUUUUUGCGCUUCAGAAAAUUCGGUUUCGUUGAUUUUCUCCACACAUUUUAAAAUUAUUUUUAUUGGUACACUUUUAAACUUUAACUUUAGCAAUCAUACGCGAUUGAUCUUGACCUAGAUUCCGAGCCGUCUUUUGAAAUAGUCAACUGCACUCUCAGAGAGUCGAACGAAUACUAAGAUAUUUAUGAUCACAAAUGGAAUUUAACUUUUAUGAUAUUACUUUAAACCUAACUUAGGACCACUUUAAAGAAACUGUUCUGAUGUGGCCCUGAACAUACCGUAAAAUGGGGUGACUUGAAACAAUUUUGACUUAUUUAGAGCUGUAAUUUAAGGAUUUUAAGAAAUUAGGCAACAAAAAAAAUUGUCAGCUAAACUUUGGAUCAUAAAGAACAAAUUCGAGACAUUGCUAGAAGGGUUACCCCCACCAUAAAUUAUAAAAAAAAUAAAUAAGCGUUGUUUCAAGUCAUCCCAAAGUUAGGGUGACUUGAAACAUUCAUAUAUUUCGAUUAUAGUUUCAAUUCUGCUAGACUUGGGAUGACUUGAAACAAUAAAAUAAAUAGUUUAAACACUUCCAAAUUGCUACCAACAUCCACAAUAUUUUUUAAACAAAGUUGCACAACUUAAAAAUCUUUAUUCAAUUAACAGAACAUAACAAAAAAAACUAAACUUAUUUUCUUCUAAUAAUAAAAGUUUUAUGACUUACAAAAUACAGAAC
Psylliodes chrysocephalus is the source of this 8737-nucleotide messenger RNA. The record is from the annotation of a GenBank genome assembly. NCBI's taxonomy places the organism in Eukaryota, Metazoa, Arthropoda, Insecta, Coleoptera, Chrysomelidae.